UGUAUUACACAGAAGACUUCCUGAACUUGGGAGUAUACAGUCAGCAACAUUAAAGCAAUAACUGAAGAUAAGCUGUAAACCAGUGCUGCGCUCUCUGAUCUCAAGUCCAAAGGGACAGGUAGAAUCCAGCAGUGCUGUCAUAACAAAGUGAGCUGCUGUCAUUACUGUAAGUGACAACAAGUCCAAACACAGCCAUGGCCGUGAAUGAGGAGUGGGGGAAGCCCUUGGAGAGGAAAGGGAGAUUAACUACAGUCCUGAUACUGGCAACACUUAUAUCUGCUUUUGGUUCGUCCUUCCAGUACGGAUAUAAUGUGGCUGUCAUCAACUCUCCUGCACCGUUCAUGCAGCAGUUCUAUAACACCACGUACCUGGAGCGUUACGGUCAGCCAAUGGAGGAGAGCUUCCUGACGCUGCUGUGGUCACUGUCUGUGUCCAUGUACCCACUGGGAGGCUUCUUUGGCUCUCUGAUGGUCGCUCCCCUGGUCAAUAAUCUUGGGAGGAAGGGCACCCUCCUCUUCAACAACAUCUUCUCUAUCGUGCCCGCUGUGAUGAUGGGAGUCAGCGAGAUCGCCAAGUCCUAUGAGAUUAUCAUUGUGUCGAGGUUUAUCGUGGGCAUCUGUGCAGGUCUGUCCUCUAACGUGGUGCCCAUGUACCUGGGUGAGCUCUCUCCCAAGAACCUGAGGGGAGCACUUGGCAUCAUACCACAGCUCUUCAUCACCAUUGGCAUUCUCAGCGCACAAGUGCUGGGCAUCAGAAACAUACUGGGCAACAGCACAGGCUGGACCCUCAUGCUGGGCUUGACUGGUAUUCCUGCAGUGAUUGAACUCGUGCUGCUGCCCUUCUUCCCUGAGAGCCCCAGGUACAUGCUCAUCCAGAGGAGAGAUGAGAAGACUGCACGGAAAGCACUGCAGCGUCUGCGUGGCUGGGACGAUGUGGACGCAGAGCUGUCCGAGAUGCAUCUGGAAGACCAGUCGGAGAGAGCUGAAGGACAUCUGUCCGUGCUCUCUCUGCUGUCCCAGCGCUCUCUUCGCUGGCAACUGGUCUCCAUCAUCGUCAUGAACAUGGGCCAGCAGCUGUCCGGGGUCAAUGCGAUCUACUAUUAUGCAGACAGCAUCUACGCCACGGCGGGGGUGAAGCAGAAUGACAUUCAGUACGUCACAGUGGGAACAGGAGCCGUAAAUGUCUUCAUGACCAUAGCUGCUGUUUUCAUCGUGGAGGCUACAGGCAGACGGAUCCUCCUCCUCUGCGGUUUCGGCAUCUGCUGUGGAGCGUGUGUGCUGCUCACUGUGGCUCUCAGCAUCCAGGAGACUGUGACGUGGAUGCCGUACAUCAGCAUCACGUGUGUCAUCAUUUACGUCAUCGGACAUGCCAUAGGACCCAGUCCCAUCCCUUACGUGGUGACCACCGAGAUGUUCAGGCAGUCGGCCAGACCUGCCGCCUUCAUGGUGGCAGGAUCCGUGCACUGGCUCUCCAACUUCACUGUCGGCCUCAUCUUCCCCUUCCUCGAGAGAGGCCUGGGCCCGUACAGCUUUAUCAUUUUUUCUGUCAUCUGUCUGCUCACACUCAUCUACAUCUGGCUGGUGGUCCCCGAGACCAAGAGCAAGACCUUCUUGGAGAUCUGCCAGAUGUUUGCCAAGAGGAACAAAGUAGAGAUAAAAACUGGUGACGGGGAUCUGCCUCUGAAAGAGAGAAAAGGAAGCCGUGGGGAUGGAGACAAGGUCACGGCCCUCUGAAGAAAAACAAGUGCAUUCAGGAGAGAGGAAGUCUUCACAGUGGGGUGACUGGAACACACUAAAAAUGUUUUAAUUUAGCCUCUGUUUUUUUAUUUAACAAGAAAUCUUUACACAGUCCCCGAUUGUGUGGGGCGUGUGUGUGUGUGUGUGUGCUGUUCUUGCACCACUUUCAGUUUUAUAGCAGAUUGAUUGGGUGCUUGAGUCAUCAAAACAAUGCAAAGUGUCAAUUGUAAGACUUUAUUGACGCUGCAAACAUGUAAAUACAAUACAAGGUUUAACGUUGGAAUAUAAUCUGGAUUAAAUGUUGAUUUACAGGUGCC
Solea solea (common sole) is the source of this 2053-nucleotide messenger RNA. Its product is annotated as solute carrier family 2, facilitated glucose transporter member 5-like. The transcript is spliced from 12 exons. Gene Ontology annotation, biological process: monosaccharide transmembrane transport. Gene Ontology annotation, cellular component: membrane. NCBI's taxonomy places the organism in Eukaryota, Metazoa, Chordata, Actinopteri, Pleuronectiformes, Soleidae. The record is from RefSeq and is a predicted model, not a curated record. Bases 195 to 1733 code for a protein of 512 amino acids. Gene Ontology annotation, molecular function: hexose transmembrane transporter activity.